AUGGUCACGUCUGCAAACGUCGAGAAACAUGACAGUAUAGACACUGUAGGCACGUAUGGCACCACAAGUUUUUCUGUCUUGGAGAAGCUCCAAUCUGUCGCCGAAAUUGCUCAAGACAAGUUCCGGCUCCGCUCAGUCAAGGCGACUGGGCCCUCGAGGUUGUUCAACCCAACCAAUGUCCGCAUGCGAGUGGAAUGGACAGACGAAGCGCAUCAACAAGACCCUGGUGCUGAUAUGACGCUGCUAUGGCGCUCGAGGGAUAGUCGCAAGGGCAGGUAACUAGCAUCGUAUCUCGUCCAUCGUCCACCCAAUCACCAAACUCAUUUCGUCUCGCAGGAACUCAAUAGCAGUACCGCGUGCAGCUGCAAUGCACUCCUCAGUCCAAUUUCCGGAUGGACCGCCUCAAUUCUCCGCCAGCUUCACGCAAAUCUGCAAAGGAAUGGCGCACAUAUUCACCCGGUUCCCAUACUGGGACAUGGCAUUUUGGGUCGCCUUUUGUUUCACUCUCGGAUCUGUCAUUUAUGUUUUCAACGGCAUCUUUACCUGGUUUCCCGUCGCACACCCGGAAAUGUUCUCUCCGGAGGUCUGUAAGAUGACAGAGGGUCUUACGGCCUUUUUUGGCGUCGUCUUCUACGAGAUAGGUGCCGUCUUGGCCUACUUGGAGGCAAUCAAUGCUGGGACAUUCCAUGGCUCGGCGAUGCGCCGAUUUCUGGAGGGACACCAAGAUGAGCAGAAGAAGCUGGUGGACGCAAAGCUCCAAUCGUUCGUCUCGCGUGUAGUCUCAGGAUUGACGCGACAACGACAAGAUACAGCCAAAGUCGUUGAUAGUGACGAGAUGGACGCAAAGCAAAGCCCUUCUAAACAACAACAUCAGCGCAGGGUGUCGGUAUGGAGGGGCCUAGCACCACGUCGAUACGCCAUGGAUUUGGGCGUGGAAGAAGAUUCGCGAGACUUGUGCCGUUUCCGCUGGAUUCCUACCUGGAAGAACUUGAAAGAGUAUCACAUUCAUGAGAUCGGGUUUCUCGCCUGCAGCAUCCAAUUGCUAGGCGCGACUCUAUUCAUUAUCCCCGGGAUCACGCUUCUUCCGAGCAUUUUCGAGAGCCUGGAACAAUGGGAACAGAAUGCGGCGUAUUGGAUCCCAGACAUUGUGGCAUCGACGUUGUUCAUUGUUUCCAGUCUGCUGUUCAUGUUGGAAACUCAAGACAAGUGGUACAAGCCUCAGAUCGGGGUCGUUGGGUGGCACAUUGGAUUCUGGGCUGUCGUGGGAUCCGUUGGUUUUGACUUGGCUGCUGUGCUGGGUCCGGCGAGCUAUACCAACCAUGCCGUGGGCUAUCAACUCGGUCUGUCUUGCAUAUGGUCUUCAGCUUGCUUUGUCAUAAGCACCCUACUGCAAUGGUACGAGGCAGGUACGUGUGGUGUGCCAGAAUUCGGUCUUCCAGGCUGUUCCACCGCAGCAAGCCCUCGCCUUGAUCGAAAACCAAUCACUGACUCACCACAGUGAACAAGAAUGUCAUCGAAGAGCUCGAGCCCGGAUCAAUUGCAAGACACAUACCACAUCCAAUCUAG
Lecanosticta acicola is the source of this 1566-nucleotide messenger RNA. The record is from the annotation of a GenBank genome assembly. NCBI's taxonomy places the organism in Eukaryota, Fungi, Ascomycota, Dothideomycetes, Mycosphaerellales, Mycosphaerellaceae.